AUGGCUAGUCAGAGUAACGACGGCAUAUACCAAGUCAUGCUGGCUCCUCCCGGUGAUGGGGAGUCGGCAGGAGAGGUCCCGUCCAGUUCCUCCCUGCACCUCAAUUUGGAUUCCCGGAAUUUGGAGAGGCACGAGGGUCCAGCCGUGAGCCGAGAUCCAGGCCCCCGAGACAACCCACCGCCACCGGCCCCAAACCGCGGCGCCUACAACGUGGGAGAAAACAUUUUCGGGCUCGCCUUCCCAAGAAGGCUCUGGAGGAUCGUGGAGGACACCACCUUCACGUCCGUGUGCUGGAAUGACGAUGGCGACACCGUGAUCAUCGAUGAAGACCUUUUCCAGAGGGAGAUUCUCCACCGCAGGGGCCCGGAGAGAAUCUUUGAAACUGACAGCUUGAAGGGGUUCAUCCGCCUAAUGAACCUGUACGGGUUCAGCAAAAUACGCCCAAACAACCCUUCGGUUCAUGCCCCAGGGAACAGGAAAACGAUGGUAAAGUAG
This is a messenger RNA of Neogale vison (American mink), 495 nucleotides long. It is a transcript of the gene HSFX4, whose product is annotated as heat shock transcription factor family, X-linked member 4. Gene Ontology annotation, molecular function: DNA-binding transcription factor activity; sequence-specific DNA binding. The record is from RefSeq and is a predicted model, not a curated record. Gene Ontology annotation, biological process: regulation of DNA-templated transcription. The transcript has a single exon. Bases 1 to 495 code for a protein of 164 amino acids. Lineage: Eukaryota; Metazoa; Chordata; Mammalia; Carnivora; Mustelidae.